Molecule: messenger RNA, 975 nt
Organism: Capronia epimyces CBS 606.96
Lineage: Eukaryota; Fungi; Ascomycota; Eurotiomycetes; Chaetothyriales; Herpotrichiellaceae
Product: 3-hydroxybutyrate dehydrogenase
Exons: 2
Coding region: 1-975 (324 amino acids)
Cellular component (GO): cytoplasm
Molecular function (GO): oxidoreductase activity, acting on the CH-OH group of donors, NAD or NADP as acceptor
Source: RefSeq, a predicted model, not a curated record
AUGGCUCAGCAGGUUCAAGGCAAAACAGCCAUCGUCACGGGCGCCGGUUCGGGCAUCAACCUUGAGUUUGCUCGUCUGCUCCUACAACAUGGGGCCAACGUCCUCUUUGCAGAUCUGGCAUUUCGCCCUGAAGCCGAGGAGCUGGUCGGCCAGUACCAGUCGACGCCUAACAAGGCAGUCUUCAAGAAGACCGACGUGACCUCGUGGCCGGAUCUAAACGACAUGUUCAAGGUAGCUGAUCAAGCAUUUGGAUCCGUCGACAUUGUCUGUCCAGGAGCGGGCGUGUUCGAACCACCGUGGAGUAAUUUCUGGUAUCCUCCAGGCUCGGAACAGUCCCAGGACGAUCCUCUCGGGGGAAGAUACAAGGUGCUCGACAUCAACUUGACGCACCCGAUCCGGGUCACGCAGCUGGCCAUCUCCUAUUUCCUAGCCGCGUCUCCCCCUUCGAGCAUAUCGAACCCCAAAUCCAUUGUGCACAUUGCCAGCGUUGCAUCGCAGACGGCGUCGCUGAUUGUUCCUCUCUACCACGCCUCGAAACACGGCGUCGAAGCUCUCGUUAGAUCUCUGGCUAGCCUCGAGCAAUCUCACGGAAUACGUAUCACGGCGGUAGAGCCGGGCGUGGUCAAGACACCGCUGUGGACAGAGCACCCGGAGAAAAUGAAGAUGCUCAAGGAAGGCGCCGCUGAUGAAAGCGACGGUUGGGUUACGCCUGAAGAGGUGGCCGAGGUCAUGCUGGCGUGUGUCAAGGACGACGAAAUCGACAGUGUUCCGGGGGGAAGUGGGCAGACGGGAGGCAAGAUAGCCAUCAAAGGAGGCUCGUGUCUGGAAGUGUUGGCUAGGUCGGUUCGAGACGUGCCAAUGUUCAACAAUAUCGGGCCCUAUGCGACAUACAAGCCAGGCGUCGCUGCGGCCGACACGAACAAGCUGGUCGGCGAAGUGAUGGAUGUGUUGAAGCCUGGGUGGGGGCAGCUUUGA